Messenger RNA from Marasmius oreades (fairy-ring Marasmius), 3136 nucleotides. RefSeq lists its product as uncharacterized. The transcript has 4 exons. Gene Ontology annotation, cellular component: nucleus. The record is from RefSeq and is a predicted model, not a curated record. NCBI's taxonomy places the organism in Eukaryota, Fungi, Basidiomycota, Agaricomycetes, Agaricales, Marasmiaceae. Bases 50 to 2464 code for a protein of 804 amino acids.
GCUUCAACUUGUACUUGUACUUACUACGCUUACUUUCUACGCUCUAAUAAUGUCGACCUCCCAGCCAAUCGCUCUCCCUCAGAAUGACUAUCCCAUGGCAAUAGGCUCCUACAAUGGCUCUGCCAAUGGCUCCUUCAAUCCAGCUUCUUAUACUCGCAGGUUUCUCGGUUCACCCAUAUCUUGGCGUAGUGGUUCCUAUAGUUUCGGUGGCAGACACUACUCUGGCAGUCCAAUGAAGGAUCAAAUAAGAGGCUCCUUCGAGCAAACAGUAGGAACUCUUGAACCACAAGUACAAGACGCGCUUAAGGUGUUCGACUUGCAGGAGGAGAUGUGUCGAAACUUCACUUGUUGCGGUAUACACCUUACAGAUCUCCAUGCUCUUCUAGAGCACUUUGAACAGGUUCACAUCGUUGUUGUGGACCCUCCGAAUUCGAACGGCGUUCCUCAUACUCGUCUACAAGUACCUUUCGAGCCUAUAGCUCAUCCAAUUACCAAUCAAGACCAGCAACAGUACCAGUACCAGAAACAUAAUCAUCAACAACAGCAACCUACACAAUAUCCGACACCAGUCGACCCUGAUGACAUGGAGCUCGAAGGAGUUCCACACGCUCCAACCUCUCCAGUCUCGUCUCAGUCAUCGGGUGCUCCUUCCCCACCCGACACCCUCAUUUCGACGCCACUAUCUUCGUAUGCUACCAUCUCAAGCUCAAGUAAUUCUUCGCUUGCUGAUGCAUAUCCGGGAGGCUUCCCGUAUGCUGAUAAACAACAACCACAUCGCGCGAUGUCACCUCACAGUACCAAUCUCAACUCUCCAUACACUUCCCAACCUCCCUCCCCUCAUGCGGCUGCAUCUAGGCAGCCCGUUUCAGCUUUUGAUACCACCACUGUUAUCCGACGAUCGGGCAACAGCAACCCUUAUCCAUCUGGUCCUAAUACUUCCUCUCAGCAAGGAAGGCCAAAUCUUAACUUGAACUUAUCCCAAUUCCCUCCCCCUCGAACACCUAACUCACAACCACCUAGUGCUGGCGAGCCUUUCAAUACCUAUGGUCGCUAUAUGUCUGACUACUCGGUUGGGAUGCCAGGGUCUGCUGUCGCUGGCAUCGAAGGCGCUUUUGACAAUAUGGCCAUGGGCGUCGAUCGUAAUGCAGGAAUGACGAUGAAUAUGAUGGGGGCAGGCAUGAACACGAUGGAAUUCGAAAUGGACGGUAUCAACGCCAAUGUGAAUCAAUGUGUCCCAAGGGAGAAUUGCGUUACACCUGCGAUGUUGUUCAGCAACGCUGGUACUCCAGAGAGCACCCCUGAACACAGUCGUGUAGGGUCUCCCGCGCCUAGUAACUCGCCCCCUCGGCCAGGCAAAAGCACUGACUUUUCCUCCGGUACGACAACCGGUUCUGCUGGCCCCGCUACUUCCAAAUCUGGCAAGAAUAGUGCUCACCGGACAGGCAAUGUGGGCCGACCAUCGACAACAUCAAGCUUAUUGAUGUCCAAACCGUUCAAGUGUCCCAAGCCUAAUUGUAACAAGAGCUACAAGCAGGCGAAUGGGCUAAAAUAUCAUAUCACACAUGGAUCAUGCAACUUCGCACCCCCCAAAGACCUAGAACAUGUUCACGCCCUUUUGGAAAGGAAGCGAAAGGAAAAGGAACAAUCUACAAUUGCGGAGGGUGCUGUUGAUUCUGAACCACCUACGCCAUCUAGACUUUCCCCUACGUCCUCACACCCGCCGUCGGCGACAAAUUCUGCCCCGCCGUCGGCAUUACAUUCACCAGCUAGAGAUGGCGCUCCCGCUCUGCCUUCACCGUUGCUGACUGGUUCGGCUUAUCCCUCGUCUUCCUCUCAGCCUGCAUCCCCGCAUCCCUUAUCGCAAGGAUCUUCAUCUCAUCAUUUACUUCCCGACCUUUCACUUCUUCCUGAAUCUGAUCUGAGAGAGCUGGAACUUGAGACAGAGAAGCGUAUAAGACCUUUCGCGUGUACAGUCGGCGAUUGCCCGAGAAGGUACAAGAACAUGAACGGAUUGCGGUAUCAUUACCAACACAGCGGCGAACACGGAUUGAAGGGAUUGUCGAUGCUGGCCAGCGGUAUCCAUGAAUGUCUGCAAAACGAAAAGCAGAGUUCUGGAGGAGCUAGAAGAGCUAGGAACCAUAAAAGCGAUUCGAGAGCGGGUAGCAGGGCAUCGUCACCGCCUGUACAAUCUCAUCAUCAGCCAACGGUACCUACCUCUGCGGCGAUUUUACAACAAGGUCAACAGCAACAGCAACAGCAACAGCAACAGCAACAGCAGCAAAAUCAGCUACCAUCGCAAAUAUCAUAUGCACAGGCGCAAGUACAUCUCGCAUACCAACAGCAGUAUGCAGAACAUCAACGGGCACAGUAUGCCGCCCAACAGGCCCAACAGACUGCUGUUGCGGCCACGCAGCAGGGGAAUGGUCAACAGCAGUGGACAGCCGAUGUCCCGAUGGCGUCGUGAUAACGCAAGCUUUCUGGCUUUAGCGCGUCUCAAUUGACUCCCUAUCGUCAUUCUUAAUUAUACGCGUUCGUAUGUUCAUUAAGCAUUCACUACUCCAGCGAUUCCCUUUACGCCCCACCCCCCACCCUCACACAACGCACCUGAUCUUGACCAUCCCAUUCCUCUUUGAAACGCAUUGUUGAAAAAUAAAAAGUAUACAUAUCACCUAUAGCGUACAUAUUAGUUGCACAUAUGUCAGAUCACUUAUAUAUACAUAUUUACUAUGUUGUUUCUAAUACGUGCUCGAUAUUUCUGUUUCUUGUUCCUCGCUCUCCCCUCCCUCCUCCUGAUUCUAGGCCUAAUCUCAUACCAGUGUGUUCCGGUGUCAUCAAGUGCUCGUGCACCGUUCUCCAGUCCUUUCUCAUCAUCCUCUUUUGUCCGUUCGUUCGUUGUUGUGUUUCUCUCUUUUCCCCGAUGUCUCUCUCCCUUCUGGUGCACCCCAUUGUAGAUUUUUCUUUCGACUCCGUCUGUGAGUAUAGUAUCCCCCUGACUCUAUUAACCACCCCCUCCUCAUCCAUCGAGUUGUUCUUACCCCCACCCCUCCCUCUGUUUUUUUUUUACUACUCAUACACACUCAUUAUGUUAGUGUAAUCGUUUACACCGAGACCGACGUUGAUGACUUUUCGUUUUGCC